AUUUUUGCACCAGUGUUCCCUAUUCACCAUUCAGAUGUGAACUUUAUCUAAUAAAUAAGCCUGUAUUGAUGUCGGAAUAAAUCCCACAUGUACCUCAAACUUGUUUGUUUUUGCGGUGAUAUGUCUUUUAUCCUGAAGGUAUGUGUAAAGUAUUUUUGGUAAGAUGUAACUUUACCUUUUGUACACUUGCCAGUCAUGAGUCAUUGUUCCAUUCAUAUUUGCACUAAGGGAGCGACUUUUUAACUCUUCAUCAACUUGCAUAUCCCCGUAUACAUAUUUCACCACCACAAUCAGGUUUUAGGUUUUUAUUUUGUUACAUAACCGAUUAGAUGUGUGUCAGUGACAUAAUGCUCUUACACAACUCCAGUCUUGAGCAGUGAGGUUUUUAAUCUGGAGACUGAACAUAUCUAUUCUUAGAAUCGUUGCACAUUUUAGGAGCAUACAGCACUUGAAUGCACAACGUCUUCGGGUUGCGUUCAAGGUUCGAUAUUAACAAAUUCUAACUAAAAUCAAGUAACCUGUUUAAUAAUAACAAAUUGAUCACAACUAACGUGUCACUUAGAGUAUGUCGUUUAGCUUUGUUUAUUUAGAAAUGCGUAUUUUCUAUUUUUUGUUUGUUUGUUUGUUUGUUUUGCUUACGACGAAGAGAGUAGGGAACUAUUUUGAAAGAGUCAAACAUUUGGUCGGGGAAACGACGUCCGCCGUGGCGACAAUACUGAUCCCAAAUGCAUUUUCCAAUACAUAAUAAAUAAAGCAUCACUAUUCCUGGGCAAAUCUCAAAUCACGUAAAAAAACAUUGAAAUUUGCUCAUGAGUAAACACAAAAUAAUUUUGACUCCUGGUAGCGUGAGUAAGCUUUUUACAUUUUGAAAGCGUAGUUUAUCUUCAAUUAAGCAUAGGAGUGAACCAUCCGGAAAGGAUCAAACAUCUUUGUUUUUUAACGUGACGUGUGACGUUUACAGGAAGUGGCGGUCAACUCGCCAAAAUCCAAACGAUUCUCGGUUGUCGGUAGGCUUGUCAAACCUUUUCUCGACGAAUUUGCCGUUUCCGUUAAACCUACUUUCCAUUCAAAGGGCACUUAAACGUGACUUUGGGACGUUUUGACAUGUUAGUCAAGUGCAACCUUUGUGAAAACUACUCAACACUGAAACAAUGUGUCUCCUGCUAGAUUUUAGCUUCAGUCCCUUCGUCCGCUGUAAAUAGGAGUGACAACAUUGAAACUACUCUGCCCAUUUUUAUUUUAUUGUUAUUUGUAACAAGCGAUCUCUGUUGUCAAAUGCGUGGCAUUAAGAAUUAGCGACGGUUGUUUCUGCAUUGCCCGAUAUCCAGCAUCAAGCUAGUGGCAAAUUCAAUUCCAGCUCAUUAUGCAAGACGAAGCGUUUGAGCAGAUAGUGAGCAUGUUCAACUGGCUGGUAUCGUGGGUGGCAGCCGGUGCAAUGAUGUUCGGCGGGGUGGUUCCCUACAUCCCCCAGUACUGGGACAUCCGGCGCACGCAGAACGCGGAGGGGUUCUCCACCUAUGUGUGCAUGGUCCUGCUGGUGGCCAACAUCCUGCGAAUCCUCUUCAGAUUCGGACGCUACUUUGAGACACUGCUUCUGUGGCAGAGCAUCAUCAUGAUCGCCACCAUGCUGGCCAUGCUCAAGCUAUGCACCAACGUCCGAGUGAACGCUGAACUCAACACCAAGCGGCGCUCCUUCCUAGCCUCAGACAUUAAGGACGAGGAGGUCCGAAUCCCUAAGAGGCUUUUUCUGGACUUUGACUGGAAGUACUUCUGGUCAUGGAGCCGCUUCCUGGACUACGUUCAGUGCGUGGUGGCCUUCACGCUGACGGCGGCCUACGUCACCUACGUGCUCCUGGACUCGGCCGUGUUCGUGGAGACGCUGGGCUUCUUGGCGGUCUUCAGCGAGGCCAUGCUGGGAACGCCGCAGCUCUACUGCAACUACCAGAACAAGUCCACCGAAGGCAUGAGCGUCAAGAUGGUGCUGAUGUGGACGAGCGGCGACACCUUCAAAACGGGCUACUUCCUGCUCACCCAAGCGCCCGUGCAGUUCUGGACUUGCGGCAUGCUGCAGGUCCUGGUGGACUUUGCCAUCCUAUUCCAGGUUUACUACUAUAGCUUCUACCCCAAGAAGCCGGCGCCGCACGCCGCCUCCCACAACACCAGCGCCAAAGCCCUCUGAGAUCCCAGCGCCGCGGCUCGGGAAAUCGGGAAGAACUCAAGAUGACUCAGCGUCGGCGCCAAAACCUUGCGCAACUUGUUAGACGUCAACCCAUCGUGGUUUUGGAAUAUUCCUGAUCGUAUAUUCUCCCAAUGUAACC
This is a messenger RNA of Hippocampus zosterae (dwarf seahorse), 2318 nucleotides long. RefSeq names its product solute carrier family 66 member 2. The record is from RefSeq and is a predicted model, not a curated record. Gene Ontology annotation, cellular component: endosome; trans-Golgi network. Gene Ontology annotation, biological process: retrograde transport, endosome to Golgi; phospholipid translocation. The coding region runs from base 1364 to 2179 and encodes 271 amino acids. NCBI's taxonomy places the organism in Eukaryota, Metazoa, Chordata, Actinopteri, Syngnathiformes, Syngnathidae. The transcript has 5 exons.